AAAAGACAAGCAUCUCCUGGACCAAAAACAUUUCUCAUCUUCUCUCUGAAGAGGAAGUAAAAUGUCUGCUGCAAUCCUUCCAUCUUCGUACUCACCUUCUGCUUCAAUCCUUCCAUCUUCGUACUCACCUUCUGCUUCAAUCCUACCUAAUAAAUUCACUUCGAAACCAUUCACUUCCUUCCCUGCGAAUUCUAAGAAACUGCGUCGCAGCUCUGCGACAUGUCGUAGACCUCCUGCUGCUGUUUCUUCUUCAAUCACAGAUUUCGAUCUCUAUGAUCUUCUGGGCAUCGAUAGCUCCUCCGAUCAAUCGCAUAUCAAAACUGCAUAUCGUACACUACAGAAGCGGUGCCACCCAGACAUCGCCGGCCCUACAGGACAUGACAUGGCUAUCAUUCUUAACGAAGUUUACUCUGUCCUAUCUGAUCCAAAUUCGCGUGCGGCUUACGACAAGGAACAGGCAAAGAUUGCAGAACUACGCGGGUAUACUGGGAAACCCAUUUAUUCAGUGUGGUUUGGAUCGAAAAGCGAAGAAAGAGCAGUUUUUGUGGAUGAGGUGAAGUGUGUUGGUUGCUUGAAAUGUGCAUUAUUUGCAGAGAACACCUUCGCCAUUGAAUCUGUUUAUGGAAGAGCAAGAGUUGUUGCACAGUGGGCUGAUCCUGAGCACAAAAUUCAAGCUGCCAUUGAUACAUGUCCAGUUGAUUGUAUCUCGAUGGUGGAAAGGUCAGAGUUAGCAGCACUAGAGUUCCUAAUGUCCAAGCAACCAAGAGGUAACGUGCGAGUUGGUGCAGGCAACUCAGUGGGAGCACGCGUCUCAAACAUAUUUGUUGAUGUGAAAAAGUUCCAAACCAGAGUUGUUGAUGCCAGGAACAGGGCAGAUGCCGAAAGCUCAAAGGAAACAGAUCUCCAAAGAGAAGCAAGAAUAUCAGCUAUUCAAACAAUCAGAUCAAUCUCAAAUUGGUUAUAUUGGCAAUCGCCAAAAUCAGGACCCCCAUCAAAGCAUCACCAAAAUUUCCCACAGAUUGCCCAAAAUGUGAUCGAACCAAACAUUAACAAGCUCCGGGCAGCCGCUGCAGCCAGAAAGCAUGCAACCCAAAGCACAAUAUCUGCUUGUCGAGCACCAUCUAAUUACCUAUAUCAUGACGAGUACUGGAUUCCAUCAGCCGCAGCACUUCCUGCCUCAGCCAGUAAGACCGGCUCUAGUGCUAUCUCAGAGGCUUCGACACAUAUUGAAGAGCCAAAAGAUCUUGAUGAGAAAGAUUAUAGGACAGGAGAUAACCAGAGGACUCCCCUAAGAUGGGGAGUUCCAAUGGUGACUGCGACAAUUGCAGCAAUCAUAGUAAGAGACCAAGCUGUUGUCAGUUUGAAUGAACAUAUAGGUGGUGCUUUGGCAUUGGAGAUUGUUAAUAGCUCUUGGUUACACUCUAUGUUAGCAGGGAUGACAUGGUACAUCAUUGGUUUGGGAAUGAUAGAGCUAGUAGAAGCCAUUAGGAAAAAGUCAUAACAAACAAAUAAAAGAAGAUGCUUCAUGCAUUGAAGUGAUACUUGAUGUAAAGCAUACUCGUGACAAGCUAGUAUUUGAUUGUCUGUAAUAAAUUAGCAAUAAUGAUAUGUAUUAUUUUCAC
Molecule: messenger RNA, 1622 nt
Organism: Manihot esculenta (cassava)
Lineage: Eukaryota; Viridiplantae; Streptophyta; Magnoliopsida; Malpighiales; Euphorbiaceae
Product: chaperone protein dnaJ C76, chloroplastic
Exons: 4
Coding region: 62-1501 (479 amino acids)
Source: RefSeq, a predicted model, not a curated record